AAAUCGUUAGUGACUAACCGCGUUGGUCUGGAGCUAAGACCAGCCAACAUAGGUAAACCAUAAAAAGAAGUUCCGUCCAUCUAAAAAAACAAAGUACCACGCCUUUACCUUUAGAAGAAAAGGUUGACGGAACCAACGCGCUCCUAGGCUCCUAGCAGGUAGGAAAGCCAUAAAGAAAAAAAAGAAAAGAAUAAACAGUAGGUAGGAAAGGUUCUUGCAACAAAAGUAUGUGUAGCCUACGCGCUGAUAAGCCCCAGAGCCUUUGUUUUGUGUAGCCUACGCGCAUCUCCAUGUCAGAUCUGAGAUGCAGCCUGCUGGCUGCUGGAUAAGAAGAGCUACAAAACGUGUUGAGGGACAACCUGCCAUACCCAUAAGCAUACUCCAUCUUGCUACAAACUCUCCUGUUCUUGGUAGCUAGACACUGAAAACGCCUAAGAUAGCUUGCUUCUUCGUCUCAUGCUAGCAGCUGACCGAUCGAAGAGCCCCAGCCCAAGCUAGACUGUGUGCUGAUUGCUGUUGAGUAUAGACGAAAGGUCCAGAUCAGUGCUCUGAGCUAGUGCUUUGCUGGUUGGGGACCCAGAUCGAUGGGCCUCUCCCACUUCGGUGUGGCCGUCUCUUUGCUCGUGCUCGCGGUGGCGGGUUUCGGUGUCGCAAAGGAGGGGAAGGGGGACCUGACCCUUCCAUCCAAAGCCUCUCUCGCUGGCUGCCGGAAGCGCUGCGGCAACCUGACUUUCGACUACCCCUUCGGUGUCGGGCCGGGCUGCUCCCGUGGCGGCGACUUCGAGCUCAUCUGCCACGAGUCCGCCGAGGAACACAAGCUCUUCUUGCAUGACGGGAUCACCAGGGUCAGUUACAACGUUGAGAUGGCUAGGCAGUCGCUGUGGUCGACAACCUACAUUGACUCAGACAACAAAGAGACCACCGACAUGCGCGGCAACUUCAUGCUCAUCAACUUCAACCGAGUCAUCCCCAUGGAGCCAGGGGUCAGUAACUACAGCAUGAACUGGACAGUUCCCGGGAAAUCUUUCUACUUUGAAGACGUGGACCUGACUAUCUUCGGCUGCGAUUUCACCGCACACUUGGUUGACAAGUCAGGCAAACUCUUGCAUAAGUGCGAGUCUUCCUGCCCCGGCGGAAGGACGCCGACGGAGUCGGAGGCUGCAACAAGCUGCAAUGACGAAGUCGGAGUCGGAUGUUGCAAGCUCAGUAAUUCAAUGUACAACAAUACCGGUACCUUCCAUCUCAGGAUUAUCCGGCAAGGCGAUGGCGGCGAUCCCGGGCAGGGCGAGGGUGCAAGCCCACUGCAGGACACAAUCACUGUGGUGGGUGACAGGUUCCCCCUCUCUUGGAAAAUCAUGGACACCUCGGGAUGCAACCGCAGCAGCCCAAGCUAUGCUUGUGUCGACAUUAACAGCAAGUGCCGCAGCCACAAUGAUCUGUAUGGUGGUUACACAUGUACAUGCAGAGAUGAGUAUGUUGGCGAUCCAUACAUCCUCGAUGGCUGCACAACGGACCAAGAUUACCAUCCCACUCCAAUACGACCUAACUGUCCUCCCAUUCCCAAGUGUGGAGACAUAGAAGUUCCAUUUCCAUUCGGGUUGGAGGAAGGCUGUUCUGCCCGGAAGAUAUUCCAGCUUAACUGCACAUAUGCGUCAUCAUCGUCUAAGCUCCUACUGAACAAGUAUCUCCAGGUGACCAAAAUAGAAGUCAACCAAGGGCUCAUCCAAUGCAAUGAUACUAACAACACAGAACAAUACUACACCACAUUCAACGGCGAUCUGUAUGGCAGUUUGCCUUUCCUUCCUUCAAAGGGAUCUAUCCCACUGCGAUGGGUUGCCGCCAACCUAACUUGUGAAGCGGCACGGAAGAAUAGCUCCUCGUAUGCGUGCAGGAAUGACAAAAGCAUGUGUAAAGAAGAGGAAAUAGAGGGUUCCUUCUAUGGUUACAGAUGCCAAUGCUCUGCUGGCUUUGGAGGAAAUCCAUACAUCGAACAUGGCUGCGAAGAUAUCAAUGAGUGCCUUGAAGGAACAGACAAAUGUAAAGGGCUCUGCCGUAAUACCGUAGGGAGCUACAAUUGUAUAUCAUAUCUUCUACUUGCUGCUAUCGUUGGACUUACCGGCACGGUCGGGAUUCUACUUCUUUUAUUUGCCACGAUACUUGUCAUCCGUAGACAGAAAAGUUAUAUCCGACAGAAGCAGCAAAGAAAGUAUUUCCAAAAAAAUCAUGGCCUUCUCUUACAGCAACUGAUAUCAUCCGAUGAAAAUGCAAGACAUAACACAAAGAUUUUCUCCCAGCAAGAGUUAGAAAAGGCUACAAAUAACUUCGAUCCCGCAUUCAUCCUGGGACGUGGUGGGCAUGGAAUGGUUUAUAAAGGCAUCUUAUCAGACCAACAUGUGGUGGCCAUUAAGAAGUCAAACGUGAUUAAAGAUGGUGAAAUCAAUCAGUUCAUAAAUGAGGUUGCGAUCCUCUCCCAGAUCAACCACCGGAACAUCGUUAAGCUCUUUGGAUGUUGUCUCGAAACAGAGGUACCAUUGUUGGUAUAUGAUUUUGUCCCCAACGGUUCGCUCUAUGAAGUUCUCCAUGAAGACACAAGCAGUGGAUUCUCCCUUUCUUGGUAUGAUUGCCUGAGAAUUGCUGCUGAAGCUGCAGGAGCUCUCAGUUACCUUCAUUCUGCUGCAUCGAUAUCAAUAUUCCAUCGCGAUGUGAAGUCCUCUAACAUACUCUUGGGUAAUAACUACACUGCCAAAGUUUCAGAUUUCGGUGCAUCAAGGUCAGUUCCUGCCAAUCAAACCCAUGUUGUUACAAAUAUUCAAGGAACAUUUGGGUACCUGGAUCCUGAGUACUACCGUAGCGGUCAGCUAAACCAGAAAAGUGAUGUAUAUAGCUUCGGAGUGGUGUUGGUAGAGCUGCUACUCAGAAAGAAGCCCAUCUUCAUCGACGAGUCAGGCCUACAUCAGAACCUGGCGUACUAUUUCCUCGAGCAAUUCAAGGGCAGGCAGAUUAGAGAGAUUAUUUCUCCUCAAGUUCUUGAGGAAACAACCGAGGAAGAGAUCGACGACGUAUGUUCUCUUGUGGAGGCAUGCUUGAGGCUUCGAGGCGACGAGAGGCCAACCAUGAGGGAGGUAGAGGCGACCCUACAGCUCCUGCGGGCAAAGAGGUUAACUGAUGCAGCUAAAGGUCCUUGUCAGCCUCCAUCUGUUGAUUUUGGGGCCAGAGCUAACUUAGCGUCCGAAGAUGGUUAUAGCUACCGCAGCUUAGAGCAGGAGUGUUUGUCGUCCAUUGAUUUGCCGCGUUAGAUGUAUCCAACAACUUUUCAUCGAUUGGUGGUAUUUUAGGUCCUUCCACUUUUUCAUGUUAUUUUGACUUGUAGUAAUCGUACUGUUUCCCCGCCACGCCGGCAGUUAUAUUCGGUUUGGUGGCCUUCUGCCGGUCCUUAGUCAUUACUACUGUUUUCCCCCUCUU
Molecule: messenger RNA, 3462 nt
Organism: Brachypodium distachyon (stiff brome)
Lineage: Eukaryota; Viridiplantae; Streptophyta; Magnoliopsida; Poales; Poaceae
Product: wall-associated receptor kinase-like 8
Exons: 5
Coding region: 585-3296 (903 amino acids)
Biological process (GO): cell surface receptor signaling pathway; protein phosphorylation
Cellular component (GO): plasma membrane
Molecular function (GO): calcium ion binding; polysaccharide binding; protein serine/threonine kinase activity
Source: RefSeq, a predicted model, not a curated record